GGUGAGUGCGUCAUCGCGAGGUGGGGUGGAAUGGGGGCGGGAGUGGGCGAGGCCCGAGGGGUAGAGCCGGCUUAGUCAUUGGGGCUCGUAGAGGUGGCCGCGCGCCCAUUGGCCGAAGAAACCAUGAUGGGCAGCCGGCAGGGGUGGACCCCUUCUGGAAGGUUCUGAGGCAGGGUAUAAGAGACAGGGUGGCGGGCGGAAACCGAUCUCAUUGAACGCUGGGCUAAAUCGCCAGACGGCUGAUUUCUUCUCAAGCCGGGCCGGGCCCCCACAGAAGCAACGAUGUCUAAGGGACCUGCAGUUGGCAUUGAUCUUGGCACCACCUACUCUUGCGUGGGUGUCUUCCAGCAUGGGAAAGUGGAAAUAAUUGCCAAUGAUCAGGGAAACCGAACCACCCCAAGUUACGUCGCCUUCACGGACACCGAACGAUUGAUCGGUGAUGCUGCGAAGAAUCAAGUUGCGAUGAACCCCACCAACACAGUUUUUGAUGCCAAACGCCUAAUUGGACGUAGAUUUGAUGAUGCUGUUGUCCAAUCUGAUAUGAAGCAUUGGCCUUUUAUGGUGGUGAAUGAUGCUGGCAGGCCCAAGGUCCAAGUAGAAUACAAGGGAGAGACAAAAAGUUUCUAUCCAGAGGAGGUGUCCUCUAUGGUUUUGACGAAGAUGAAGGAAAUUGCAGAGGCCUACCUUGGGAAGACUGUUACCAAUGCAGUUGUCACGGUACCUGCAUACUUCAAUGACUCUCAGCGUCAGGCUACCAAAGAUGCUGGAACUAUUGCUGGUCUCAAUGUACUUCGAAUCAUCAACGAGCCAACUGCUGCUGCUAUUGCUUAUGGCUUAGACAAGAAGGUUGGUGCUGAAAGGAAUGUGCUGAUCUUUGACUUAGGAGGUGGCACUUUUGAUGUGUCAAUCCUUACUAUUGAAGAUGGGAUCUUUGAGGUUAAAUCCACAGCUGGAGACACCCACUUAGGUGGAGAAGACUUCGACAACAGGAUGGUCAACCAUUUUAUUGCAGAAUUCAAGCGCAAACAUAAGAAGGACAUCAGUGAAAACAAGAGGGCAGUUCGUCGUCUCCGUACUGCUUGUGAACGUGCUAAGCGUACGCUUUCUUCCAGCACGCAGGCCAGUAUUGAGAUUGAUUCUCUAUAUGAAGGAAUCGACUUCUAUACCUCUAUUACUCGUGCCCGGUUUGAAGAAUUAAAUGCUGAUCUGUUCCGUGGCACCCUGGACCCUGUAGAGAAAGCCCUUCGGGAUGCCAAACUAGACAAGUCUCAGAUCCACGAUAUUGUCCUGGUGGGUGGUUCUACCCGUAUCCCCAAGAUUCAGAAACUUCUACAAGAUUUCUUCAAUGGGAAAGAACUGAAUAAGAGCAUCAACCCUGAUGAGGCUGUUGCUUACGGUGCAGCUGUCCAGGCAGCCAUCCUUUCUGGAGACAAAUCUGAAAAUGUUCAAGAUUUGCUGCUGUUGGACGUCACUCCACUUUCUCUUGGCAUUGAAACUGCUGGAGGAGUCAUGACUGUUCUCAUCAAGCGUAAUACUACCAUUCCUACCAAACAGACACAAACCUUCACUACCUACUCUGACAACCAGCCUGGUGUGCUUAUUCAGGUGUAUGAAGGUGAGCGUGCCAUGACCAAGGAUAACAACCUACUUGGCAAGUUCGAACUCACAGGCAUACCUCCUGCCCCUCGUGGCGUUCCUCAGAUUGAAGUCACUUUUGAUAUUGAUGCUAAUGGUAUCCUCAAUGUCUCUGCUGUGGAUAAGAGCACAGGAAAAGAGAACAAGAUUACCAUCACUAAUGACAAGGGCCGCUUGAGCAAGGAAGACAUUGAGCGCAUGGUCCAGGAAGCUGAGAAGUACAAAGCUGAAGAUGAGAAACAGCGAGACAAGGUGUCUUCCAAGAACUCACUUGAGUCUUAUGCAUUCAACAUGAAAGCAACUGUUGAAGAUGAAAAACUGCAGGGCAAGAUCAAUGAUGAGGACAAACAGAAGAUUCUUGACAAGUGCAAUGAAAUCAUCAAUUGGCUUGAUAAGAACCAGACUGCAGAGAAGGAAGAAUUUGAACACCAGCAGAAAGAGCUGGAGAAAGUCUGCAAUCCUAUCAUUACCAAACUGUACCAGAGUGCAGGGGGCAUGCCAGGAGGAAUGCCUGGAGGCUUCCCUGGUGGUGGAGCUCCUCCCUCUGGUGGUGCCUCCUCUGGACCCACCAUCGAAGAGGUUGAUUAAGCCAACCUGAGAAUAGGUCUAGCAUUGUUCCACACAAAAUAUUCGAAGGACCCAAAUUUGUAGCAAAUUCCAUGGCAGUUUUAAUGUUGAGCUGCUAUAGUAAAUAAACUGGGCAUUCUUUAUACUUGAAUAUGGAAUACGUGCACAGGGAAAGGAAAUAAACAUUGCACUUUAUAAGCACUGUAUUGUUAAGUGGAAAAUGCAAUGUCUUAAAUAAAACUGUAUUUAAUUGGCACCA
This is a messenger RNA of Neomonachus schauinslandi (Hawaiian monk seal), 2461 nucleotides long. RefSeq names its product heat shock protein family A (Hsp70) member 8 (gene HSPA8). The transcript is spliced from 9 exons. Bases 283 to 2223 code for a protein of 646 amino acids. NCBI's taxonomy places the organism in Eukaryota, Metazoa, Chordata, Mammalia, Carnivora, Phocidae. Gene Ontology annotation, biological process: vesicle-mediated transport; protein refolding; cellular response to unfolded protein. Gene Ontology annotation, cellular component: cytosol; nucleus; cytoplasm. The record is from RefSeq and is a predicted model, not a curated record. Gene Ontology annotation, molecular function: ATP hydrolysis activity; ATP binding; heat shock protein binding.